UUCGGAUGAUCUUUUGAUUCAAUAGCUCAUACGACAACUGUUCACCAUGCCGAUGUGGUUUUUCGUCCUGCUCCUGGUGUGUGGUGUGUGUCUGGCACAGAAUGAGGGCAUAAAGGGCGUCAAAGGUGGUCGUUAUGGCAACAUACAAGACCGUCUACAAUCGGAGAGCCACUUCGCAUUGCAGAACGCGACCGAUGCAUUCGUGCAGGGCUACGUCAAUAGAACUAGACUACCGCCCCCGUUGUUGCACCGAGUGCAGACUAAUGCAACGGAUUAUUUCGGACCGAUUCCGAACGGAAUUUGCUAUAAAGAAGUCCCAACAGCUUCUCUGGUUCAUAAUCCAAACCUCCCAGUACCAGCAGGAAAUGGAUCUAGCGGUUUAUACAGCCGAAUCCAAGUCUGCUGUGAUGGUUUCGAACGCAAUCCCCAUGUUUUCACAAAAUGCGACCCGGUAUGUGAACCUGAAUGCAUAAAUGCCCGUUGUGUGGGACCUAACAAGUGCAAAUGCUACCCUGACCACGCUCAGGACUUGGCCGGCUUCUGCCAUCCGACCUGCCCCAUCGGUUGCCUCAACGGGGUCUGCUACGGAGACCGUUGCUCGUGCCACGAAGGAUAUGUACUGGACAACACAGGACGUAUGUGUGUUCCAAAAUGCAGCCAAGGAUGCGCUAAUGGAAACUGCACAGCCCCCGAAACUUGCACCUGUAUCGCGGGUUUUGUUCGCAAUGAAGUCGGCCAAUGCGUCCCUCACUGCACCAACUGCCAUCACGGAGACUGCGUCGCCCCAGAGGAAUGCAGGUGUCACCAAGGGUACGCGAAGGAAGAACAUAUAUGCGAACCGCAAUGUCCCAGUGGGUGUGUAAACGGCUAUUGCGCGGCGCCCGAUGUAUGUGUCUGUAACCCUGGUAUGGAGUUGGACGCCACCGGUAAGAACUGCGUUGCAUUUUGCUCCCGCCCGUGCCUCAACGGCGAAUGCACCGGACCCGACACGUGCACCUGUAAACGGGGCUAUACUAAGGACCCGUUGGACCCCACAGGAACGAAAUGCAUUGGCCAUUGUCCUAAUGGUUGUCCAAAUGGAGUAUGUUCUGGACCGAACUUCUGCAUCUGCAACGUCGGUUUCGUAAAAGAUCGCAGUGUAAAGGGAAGUCAGGUUUGCAUUAGAAGGAGAAAUGUAACUAGAAGAGUUCCAUAUCAACAUGUAUAUAGAGAGCCGUAUAAAGUGCGAUGUAGAGGAAUAUUUACUUGUACAAGAUACAGAAGUAAACAAGCGACAAAAUUUAGAAUAGAGAAUUACAUCGAACAAAUAAAAAUCGAAAAAUGUUGCGUUGGCUACAAAGAAAUUGAAGGCGAAUGUUUUCCGGUAUGUAACAAGGAAUGUGUGAACAGUACUUGUACGGAACCCAAUUUGUGCACGUGCAAGCAUGGUUAUGAGAAAUCUACACCUUUUGCGUGCAGCCCACAUUGUGAAUCGUGCUCACCAGAAUUUGGCAUUUGCACGGAUCCGGAAGUUUGUUCAUGCAAUGAAGGUUAUCAACACUCCGAUGGAGAUCUAUCAAAAUGCGAGCCAAUAUGUCGAACUAGUUGCAUGAACGGUAAAUGCACUGCACCUAAUCAAUGCACUUGUAAUCCAGGAUAUCAAUUAUCUGGAAAUAGUACCGAAAUUUGCGAACCAAUUUGUACUAUCGAAUGCCAAAACGGAAAAUGUACUGCUCCAGAUUCUUGCACUUGCAACGAAGGGUACGGAAUCGGAGAAAGUAGUAGCCAUAUAUGCUAUCCGAUUUGUUCACCAUCAUGCGAAAAUGGAAUUUGCAUAGAGCCAAAUGUUUGCAAAUGUUUCACUGGAUACGCAUUGGAAACUAAUUCCUCCAAUGCUUGCAGUCCUGUAUGUUCUCCUUCUUGCCAAAAUGGAGUUUGUGUGAAUCCAAAUGAAUGUGUGUGCUUUCCAGGGUACAAUCGCUCUUCUGAAAAUAAUGUGUGUUCACCUAUUUGUUCCUCCGAAUGUGUAAACGGUGUGUGUUCUGCGCCAGAAACAUGCACGUGCCGUGAUGGAUUUGUGAAACAUGACAAUAGUUCUAAUAUUUGUGUUCCCAAAUGUAGUUCACAAUGUGCCAAUGGGCAGUGUUCCUCUCCAGAAACAUGUACUUGCAAUGAAGGGUAUAAUAAAACAUCUCAAUACAUAUGUGAUCCUAUCUGUAUUGGCUGUGAGGGUGUAGAAGGGCAUUGUGUAGCUCCUGAAACUUGUUCAUGUAAUGAAGGAUAUCAACAAGGGCAUAACAUAUCAUACUGUGUUCCCAAAUGUGAUCCACCUUGUGAAAAUGGAUUGUGCAUUGGACCAAAUACAUGCGAAUGUUUUGCCGGUUAUGAGUUAAACAAUACAUCUAUAUGUCAACCCAUUUGUUCACUUCCCUGCGAAAAUGGUAAAUGUACAGCUCCAGACAUAUGUAGUUGCAACGAUGGAUAUAGUUUUAGAGCAAAUAGUAAACACAUCUGUGAACCUGUAUGUGAACCAUUAUGUGAAAACGGUUUUUGCAUAUCUCCGAAUCAAUGUAAAUGCUUCGAGAACUAUGAUUUAGAGGUUGGCUCUAAUUUUACAUGUAAUCCAGUAUGUACACUGAAUUGCAUAAAUUCCAAAUGUACCGAACCAAAUUAUUGCAAUUGCUUAGACGGCUACAUGCAUUUAAACACAAGUUGGAAUAUCUGUGAACCAAUUUGCGAAAGUCCUUGCACUAACGGAUUAUGCACAUCUCCUAAUCAGUGUACAUGUAACACGGGGUAUGUUUUUGAAGCAGCUUCGAAAACCACAUGCAUUCCAAUAUGUCUUAACGAAUGUGUGAAUGGAAAAUGUGUGGCACCUGAUACUUGUCAAUGUAAUGUAGGAUAUAAAUUUUCCGAUAACAGCACAAGUAUUUGCGAACCUGAAUGUAUAACACCUUGCGUUAAUUCGAAGUGCACUGCUCCUAACCAAUGCACUUGCGAGAAGGGCUUUAGUAUUUUGGAUGAUUCUCAAACUUGUCAACCAGUUUGUAAAAACCAAUGCAUUAAUGCAACUUGUACAGCUCCUGAUUUUUGCACUUGCUUGUCAGGUUUCAUGUUUGCCGAAGGAAGUACCAGUGUCUGUAAACCAAAAUGUACAGAAAACUGCAUUAAUGGUUUCUGCAUAGCACCUGACACUUGUGUUUGUAUUAGUGGUUACGAAUUUGUAGAAAAUUCCACAAAUAUAUGUGCUCCUAUGUGCACACAAGGUUGUAUUAACGCUGACUGCACUUCACCCGAAAUAUGCACAUGUUUAGAGGGAUACAUAUUCGAUGAUGAUAGUACAAUAUCAUGUACACCUGUUUGUAGCAAGUCUUGUGGCAAUGGCACUUGUACAGAACCUGAAAGUUGCACUUGUGACGAAGGAUUUACUUUUUCAUAUAAAGAGAUCACUUGUAUUCCAGAAUGCAGUCCUGAAUGUAUAAAUGGAGUUUGCGUCAAUCCUGGAAUUUGCGACUGUUAUGAAGGAUACUUAAAAACAGAUAAUAAUUCCUGUCAACUAAUACAUGCUCAUGGAAUCAGUAACAAUGAUACAAACCCAUACGUUAUGAUGGCUGGACCACUGCAUCUUCCUUGGAUAAUAGCGUUAUGUGCGCUGGCGUUAACAAUUCUGAUUUUGAUAACUGGAGCUGUAAUAUUUUUCAGAUCUAGAUCAAAUCAUUACAGGAUAGAUAACAGUAUCUCACGACAAUCGCUAAAUCCAAUUAUUAUUAAUUCUCAGUUUGACGACGAAUGCUUUGAAUAUGAUAAUGAUGGACAUGACAAUGGUUCAUUAAAUAAUAUGUGCUAUAAAAUCUGUGCAUUACCUCGUGAUUUCCAGAAGAGAGCUGACCAGAAAUCAGGAACCCGGAACCAGGAACCAGGAACCAGGAACCAGGAACAAUACACUAUCACAGCACUAGAAUAUGAACUAUAA
This is a messenger RNA of Ctenocephalides felis (cat flea), 3952 nucleotides long. RefSeq names its product fibrillin-2-like. The coding region runs from base 47 to 3952 and encodes 1301 amino acids. The transcript is spliced from 11 exons. Gene Ontology annotation, molecular function: protein binding. The record is from RefSeq and is a predicted model, not a curated record. NCBI's taxonomy places the organism in Eukaryota, Metazoa, Arthropoda, Insecta, Siphonaptera, Pulicidae.